This is a messenger RNA of Aphanomyces invadans, 1977 nucleotides long. RefSeq lists its product as hypothetical. The transcript has 8 exons. The record is from RefSeq and is a predicted model, not a curated record. NCBI's taxonomy places the organism in Eukaryota, Oomycota, Saprolegniomycetes, Saprolegniales, Verrucalvaceae. Bases 36 to 1868 code for a protein of 610 amino acids. Gene Ontology annotation, molecular function: protein binding.
CGCGCCGUGGCGAGUGACGUCAGGGGCGUGUGUAGAUGCAUGAGUGUGCUGCCGUCGUGGCAACGCCAUUGCCACACGACGACGAAUCGACCAAACACCUUGCUCGCUUGCGUGAGGACAACAAUGGCGCAGCGGUGCCGCGCGUGAAAGUCACGACAUCCGAGUCGGAGCCGACCCACGCUGCGCAUGACGACGGCCACUUCGCGUCGACGGAGUUCGAAUACGACGUCUCAUUUGACGAAGUCAAGAUCGGGCUGUCGCUAGAGGUCAUCCAUCCAAAUGUUGUACGCGUCAAGGACACCUCGGGGCCGGCGAGCACGUGCGGUUGCAUUCAGGUUGGAGACGUGCUCGUUCGCGUCCAUGGCCACGAUAUUGCUCACGACCGGUUCGCGCAAGUCAUGCUCACGCUCAAGUCGGCGCCGCGCCCGCUGCAUCUGCAUUUCCGUCGCCCCAUGCGAGCAGUGGAGCUUCCACCAAACUUCGAGCUGGACCGGGAACAUCACCUCGCCAGCGCCUGGCGGCCCAACGACAUGGACAGCGUGUGUGCUUGUCACGAGGAAGAUGACGAAGGUGACGACGAUAGCAACGUCGACACUGCUCACGACGACAGCUACUCGCUUCCCGGCUCGAGCAUCAGCAGUCGCCAGUCUCGAGCUCUACGGCGCGCACCUUUGCAAAGAACGGAUGCGCCAUGUCGGCAGCCCGACGCGCCAGAGAACGAUGGCGAAGGCCCUCUACCGACCCGCGCGCCAUCGAGCCUUGCCGCGCAAUGGAAAUCGAUCACGGACUGGUCCUUUGGACUAACCAAGUUAUCACCGCCACCGCCUUCAAUCAUCCAACCUUUCGACGACUUUCAAACCGCCAUGUUGUCCUUGCGAAUCGAGCCACCCACAGCGUCGUUGCUGCCGGCAACUCCAGGCCGACCAACACCGAGCGAGGACGGCGCCGCGCUGCUACUUCGGUGGCAGCCCUGCGUUGGCGCUAAGACGUAUCACUUGCAGCAAUCUCGCGACUGGCCCGUCAAGGUGUGGAAGCAAUGCAGCACGACCCCCAUUCAGCCGAGCGUUCGCCAAACCGAUCAUCCAGCUGGGGACGCUGAGGUGCCGACGGACAUGGCGCUCCUCGAGUGCGUCGUCUACGGCCUCGACUUUAGCCGAUCGUAUGUGUUUCGGGUCCGGUGCGCGCUCGAGUCGGGUGCGUGUGGAGACUUUAGCGACGCCAGCGAUGCUAUCACCACGAGCCCGAAAGCACCCAACGCACAGAGCCCCGUCAAGAUGAGCGGAGCAUGUAUCCCGACGCCGCCGGCCGACGUCGCCCUCGUGUACCAUUCCGACUUUGAAGGCGAUUCGAACGCCAUGAGUUUGGUCGUGACGUGGACGGCUGUGCCACACGCUACAGCGUAUCAAGUGCAGUGGAUGCGGCAUGGCCAGCGGCUGGUGUGGCGCAACUCCCCCGAGUUGAGUGCGUGGGAAGUUGCUGUCGACCAGCCAAGCCCGGAGAGAGUGGAGAACGAGACUGCUGCUGCUGCUGCUGCACCAACCAUGCAAUACAUGUUGCAGGGCUUGGCUUCAUGCACGGAAUACGUGGUGCGCAUUCGAGCUGCAUGUCGUGCACCGACCGCAGCAGUCGUAUGGGGCGACUUUAGCGCGUGGUCGUCGCCGUUGGCCACGAUCGCGAGCGAAGAAGACUUGAUGCAUGCCCGAGACGCGCUGGCGAGGAAGGAGGCGGCCAUGGCAGUCGUGGACCAUAUCAAGAACAUGGCCAACUCAGUCAAAGAGGCCGUCGGGGGCCGCCCGCCCGCGACUGCACCGGCCAGCAGCAACAAUGCCGGCCUCUUUGCUCAAGUGUGUCAGCUGUACAAGUCCUAGCGCGGUGUACCCUCCCAGCGCCGCCGCAACCUUUUUCCCCCGUUCGAUCGCCCUCAUGCAGUUGUGCAUUUACAAACUGAACUCGGCGCAAUUGCAUGCAAUUUUUAUU